Molecule: messenger RNA, 3844 nt
Organism: Hemibagrus wyckioides
Lineage: Eukaryota; Metazoa; Chordata; Actinopteri; Siluriformes; Bagridae
Product: zinc finger protein 501-like
Exons: 2
Coding region: 2170-3345 (391 amino acids)
Biological process (GO): negative regulation of transcription by RNA polymerase II
Molecular function (GO): DNA-binding transcription repressor activity, RNA polymerase II-specific; RNA polymerase II cis-regulatory region sequence-specific DNA binding
Source: RefSeq, a predicted model, not a curated record
AAAGAUUUGCCAUCCGGGGUCAUUUCAAAACACCUCUAGAGGAGGAAGACUAUCACUGAUAACAAUGUGGAUCAGAAGCCAUUACAGUGCUGAGGACUGGGAGGAGAACAUGUGUGGUAGUUACUGUAGAGGACACUGAGGCUACAUCCUGUGACAAAUUAUUAUGCAGUGUUGCGAAUAAUGCUAAGCAAGGAUUCAGUCAGGAUUAAGCUAAUUAAUUCGGACCGUAGACAGUGUGUUUAAACAAACAGGGAAAAAUAAGAGCUAGUUUAAGUGUUUCAGGAAGCGGUGGGUCUUCAUCUGUCGUUUAAAGUCAGUGACUCGACUUUACGGACAUCAUGGGGAAGUUUAUUCCCCCACCUUGGUGCCAGAACAGAGAAGAGCCUAGUCUAGUUUCUACAUGUAUUCAACCUGCUCAAUAGUUUAUAAUAGGUUUUUUACAGUGUACGAGAACUCCACUGGCCACAGUCCAUCCUCACGUGACGAUUCAGAAACACCACACACUGCUACAACUUACAGGAACAAGUGAGUGACAUGAGAUGGAGCGGUAGACGGUUAGGCUGGUGUACGAGUGUAUCAGAUGAAAAAGUAACCACCCCAAACCCCUCCCCUAUCGUACUACUGAUACCAACACAGGAAUGUGAAGAGCUUCCUCCAAGUCACGUGAAGCCAACCAACCACCUCAUCUCAACCUGCUCCUCAUGCGACAUCAGUGGACGGGGUAACACACUCAGAUGAACGUGCUAUCUGCCCCUUCCACAUGCAUGAUCUCAGAAACUGGCUAGUGUCACUUUGAUUCAUAGAGUCAAAGACAGAAUGGCCAGUUUUGAGUGUUUUGAGACAUUUCAACAAACCUCCCUAGUAACAGCUGAUUUCUGGACCAGUGUUUUUUAAUAUCCCAUGUUUAUAACUAAUCUUUUGAAAAAGGUUUCAGAUAGAAGCGGAUUAGUCAUAACUUGAUAAUGGCUCAUGCUAGCUAACUAAGGUAAGUGUUAUCCACUAAAACGUAACUGAAUAAAAGAAGAGCAAAAUAUGGUUGUAAAACAAGGAAGCAGGAGUAAGAGUGAUUUGAAAUGGUUUUAUGUUGAAUAGUAACUGUAUAAAGUGAGAUUUUGUCAUGGCACCUUAUUUCAUAAUGGCCCAAUAGAUAUCUUCCUGUUUAUUCAGUACACUUUAGUUCAUGUUUUUAUAAAACUGACAGUUCUUCAUGGAGACAGAACGGACAAUAAAACUCAAACACUGUUCAUUCUUGAUGCAUAGAUUUUUUUUUAUUAUUGAAAGAAGUAGUAAUACCAAAUAAUCUCUAAAAACUAAACUUUGAGUAGGUUACAGCCUUCCCUAUAUUUUUAAUUCUUUCUAUUAUUCAUACCAAAACAUUUUGGACAAUUUCAUGCUCUUUGUGGGAACAGUUUGGGGAUGACCCCUUCCUGUUCCAACAUGACUGCACACCAGUGACCAAAGCAAGGUCCAUAAAGACAUGGAUUUGGUGUGGAGGAACUCGACUGGCCUGCACAGAGUCCUGACCUCAACCCCAUAGAACACCUUUGGGAUGAAUUCAAGCGGAGACGGAAUUCAAUUAUUUGGAGGGGUGUCCACAAAACUUUUGGCAAUGUAGUGUAUGUAUGUAUGUAUGUAUGUAGCAGUCAAAAGUGGACAGGGUAAGAGAUCCAGUGGAAGGUUGGGUCACCUGAAGACUGGUGUUUUCAGGUAUACAAAGGUUAGAUAGCUACCUAGUAGGAAUAUAGGUAAGGCCAAUAGUAGUACUUUUUAUUCUAGAGCUCUUGAUAUUAUUGAGACAGAACAUAAGACUGGUGAUGAAGCUCAGGAUGAGAGAACAGAUCGAAAGAAGACUUUGAGCCUAAAGAAAUUUUUAAGGCUUAUUCCAGGUAAAUCUCACAACUCCUGUAAUUUCUACAUCACUUUUUAGACUUAUUAAACAGAACACAGUGAAAUUUGAGGAGAUUAACUUUGCUUUCAAUCCAGCAGGAGGCGAUAAGUCAUCUUUCAGCCAUGAAACCAUCUGAUAAUGAAACAGAAGAGCUAGAGUUAUGCAACGCUGAAAUCAUCUCUGGAGCUCUUUCUGCCCCAUGUGUCCUGCACAAUAUUACAUCUUAUCUAGAUUUUAAAAGCUAGCAGCAUUAAAGAGGGUAAAUGUCCUGAGAUAAGACCAUGCUGCCCACAAGAGACUUCAGUAGUCAGCAACAAUCUACUGCUACAGCUUGUCCUGUCUCCGGUCAUGUACAAGUAAAGACAGAGCUUCACCACUGUUCAGACUGUGGGAAGAGUUUUGCUUACCUCAGCAGUCUUAAGAAACACCAGCGCUAUCACACCGGAGAGAAGCCCUACGACUGCUCGCAGUGCGGGAAGCGGUUUAAUCGACUCGGAAACUUCAAGCGACACCAACAAAUUCACACGGGGGAAAAGCCGUUCUGCUGCCCGCAGUGUGGGAAGAGUUUUACUCAGCUCUGCUAUUUCAAGGAACACCAACGAAUUCACACAGGAGAAAAACCGUUUCUUUGCUUACAGUGUGGAAACCGUUUUACUCAGUCCAGCACUCUCAGAAGACACCAGCGCAUCCACACCGGAGAGAAGCCCUAUCACUGCUCGCAGUGUGAGAGGAGUUUCACUCGGUUCAGUAGUUUUAAGAAACACCAACAUAUCCACACAGGAGAGAAACCGUUCAUCUGCUUAGAAUGCGGGAGCAGGUUCACUCACCUGGGUAACCUCAAGACGCACCAACGCAUCCACACGGGGGAGAGGCCGUAUCACUGCUCGCAGUGCGGGAAGCAUUUCACACGACUCAGUAGUUUCAAGCAACACCAACAAAUUCACACCGGAGAGAAACCGUUCAUCUGCUUAGAGUGCGGGAGCAGGUUCACUCACUGCGGCACUCUCAAAACACACCAGCGCAUCCACACGGGAGAGAAACCCUAUCACUGCUCACACUGCGGAAAGAGCUUCGCUCACAUGAAUAAUUUCCAGCGCCACCAAGGAAUUCACACAGAAGGACAGAAACCGUAUAGCUGCUCACAGUGUGGGAAGAGUUUUAAUCUGGAGCGCAACCUCCAAGAUCACCAGCGCGUCCAUACGGUAGGGGACCGGUAUCACUGUUCACACUGCGGGAAGCAGUUCACUCGACGCAGCAACUUCAAGCAACACCAACGGAUUCACACGGGAGAGAAACCGUUUAUCUGCGUACACUGCGGAAGAGGUUUCACUCAGCGAGGCACUCUCAAAACACACCAGCGCAUCCAUACGGGAGAGAAGCCGUAUCACUGCUCACACUGCGGAAAGACUUUUGCUCAUAUAAGUACGUUCCAGCGCCACCAAGAAAGUCACACGUGAUAACCUCCAUGAACACCGGUGCACUGGGUCUGUAGACACCAGAGCAUACACACAGGCAUCAUCUCCAACAUCACCAGUAUUCAUUAUGUACAUCUUCUGGCAUGGUCAACAGAGGUGUAAAGUAAUUAUAAAUGUGUGCAUUAACAUAGUGCCAUCAGUUUUUGAUGUAUACAAGAAACGGUACCUUGACGGAGAUAUUAUUAUUGUAGCCGACUAUUAGAGUACAUCCAAGUGGACAAUAAACAAUAAACAUGAAUCCAAAUCAGGUGAACAGUGUAGGAAUUACAGCACUUUGUAUAUUUGCAUGUUUAAAACUUCUGACCAUAUUCAUGUCUUCUAUAACAAAUUCCUUUUAACAGAGCCCAAAUUUCUAUAUCGGUUAUUAUAGUAAAAAACAAACCCAAUGGACCAAACAAGUUAUUUUGUGAUAAGACAAUGAAACAAUGCUCGCUCUCGCUCUCUCUCUCUCUCUCUCUCUCUCUCUCUCUCCAUUUAUAUA